Messenger RNA from Penaeus monodon (black tiger shrimp), 957 nucleotides. Its product is annotated as calcium-dependent secretion activator-like. The coding region runs from base 29 to 430 and encodes 133 amino acids. The transcript is spliced from 4 exons. The record is from RefSeq and is a predicted model, not a curated record. NCBI's taxonomy places the organism in Eukaryota, Metazoa, Arthropoda, Malacostraca, Decapoda, Penaeidae. Gene Ontology annotation, biological process: dense core granule exocytosis; synaptic vesicle exocytosis.
AGAGGAGGAGAGCAAACGCCCAGGCAGGAUGCAGCAGAGCCUGAACAGCGAGCUCAUCAUGCCCAAGGAACAGCUUUUUGAUAUGUUCCAGCAGAUCCUCAGCUUGAAGAAGUUUGAACAUCAGCUGCUCUUCAAUGCCAUGCAGCUGGACAGCCAGGAUGAACAAGCAGCAGCCAUCCGCCGAGAACUGGACGGCAGGAUGCAGAAAGUUGCGGAAUUAGAGAGGGAGUUAGAGGGUCUUAAGAGAGAUCCAGAAAAUCGCAAGUUGAUGCCCAAGUUUGUUGUGAAGGAGAUGGAGUCCUUGUACCUUGAAGAACUGAAGACCUCUAUCAACCUCCUGAUGGCCAACCUAGAAAGUCUCCCAGUGUCCAAGUGCUCGCAAGAAGGCAAAUAUGGCUUGAAAACCCUUAGAAAAUACAAUCACAGGUAAGUCAUUUGGAAAAGACAUCAUACGUAUAUUUUUUUUUUCCCUUUCACGAUAACUACUAAUGUUUAUUAUUCCCUCUAUCAUUAAGUGUGUUACUAAAGCAUUGUAUCCCAACACUGGGUUCACUGCCUGGAUCUUUAUUGCUUGUCUCUCUCUGACUUUCUUUCUCUCAGCCUCUUUAUACCUUACAACUGUAUGCCUUAUGCUUUUAUUCUUUACAUCUCAUACUCUCUUUACUCAUUUUCAUGCUAAUUGUUUCAGUAUUUUUUCUUCUUUUUGAUCUUUUUUUUUUUAUCUUUCAUGUUGCUGUCAAUUUCAUUAUAUUUAAGCCUAGCUGGUGCAUAUGCCAUUGUUGCAGUGCAGUGUACUAUAUUUUCUUUUUCUUGCUGCAUUAUUUCCGUUCCUUUACUCGUCAGUGGACUUAGAAUUUGAAUGGUUUUAGGAUAUAUUAUUUAUAUAUAUAUAAGCAUAUAUUUUUUUGUCUUCAAGACUUUUUUUGUUCAUUGAUUAAAUACCAUAAGUCCUUGUUA